AUUGGCGUUCUUAAUCUGUGUUUUGGUGGUUAGGUAGUCGCCCUGUUCACAAAAAUUUCAAAACACAAAUAAAAAUUUUUGUUGCAAUACCAAAAACCAUGAAAUUUUUCGUACGCAGUUCCACGAAACGAUGUCCUCGAUUGGGCGUUCUAAGGUGUACAGAAGGCAAGUCCGAAGUUGAAAUAGAAACACCGGUAGUUCUGCUACAUACACAAGGGGGCCACAUACCUCACAUCACACACGAGGUGUUCAAACUGGUCAGCAAGGAGCCCCAAAUUCUACAGAUUCCCUUGGUCAGCAUGCACAGUUUCAAAGAUACAAUGACUUACUAUAAUGGCACCAUAUCCGAGUUCAUUGGCAGCAAAAACAGUCUUACGUGUCUUACACUCCAUGACCCAAGUAAUUUAACAAAGCAAGGGCAUCACACGCGAGAUAAAAUUCCUAUUUGGACUAAGCGAGGCAAAGUUUUGUAUGAUGCUGAUAUGUACAUGGAUGUAGUUGAAUCAUUUAAACCCAACAUGUAUUACCUGCUGUCUGAUGGCGAUACAAAUAAAACUAGUCCACAAAAGCGUAUUGCCAAAGCUGUAGAGCAGACUGUUGUCUUUAAUAAGCAGUGUUUGGAGAGACACAGAAAGUCAGAAGUUCUGAAGAAAAUGUUUGUUAUGGCCCCUAUUGCAGGAGGGUACUGUUUGAAAUCUAGAGAGCAUUGUAUUGACAGGGCAUUGUUCAUAGAUGCAAACGAAAUCGACGGUUUCCUGAUCGACGGCCUUCACAACAACGGUCCCGAGGUAGAAUUCCUCCCUUUCGAAGAAAUCAAAAGCAUCCUAGAAUUCAGUGUCGACAAACUUCCACCAGAGAAACUCUGCUCGGUCCAAGGUUGCUGGAGCCCGUUGAACGUCAUCAAGUUAGUCCAAUGUGGCAUUGACAUGUUUGACACUUCGUACUGUCACAUUUUGACGGAAAGAUCCGCUGCAAUGACGUUUCAGAUUGACACAAGUGACGAAAACAACGAUUAUGAGAUAAAUUUACGUCAUCACUCGUUAGCUGAGGAUUUUACCCCUAUCAUAGAUGGCUGUGAAUGUUUGGCCUGCAAAAAAUAUACUAGAGCUUAUAUCCACCACCUGCUGACCGUGCAAGAAUUGUUGGCUCCGGUUUUGAUUAUGAUUCACAAUAUUCAUCACUAUUUGAGGUUUUUUAGGAAAAUUAGACAGUGUAUUGCAAAUGAUACUUUGGAUGAAUUUGAGAAUUUUAUUGCCGGGCGGUAUGAAAAUUAUCAGAGAAAAACUACCAGUUCUGUGGAGGACAAAAUUAUAUCUGAAAAUAUAGGAGACAAUAUAUAAAAUGUUUGCGAAUAAAGUGUUUUAUUUAUAAUGAUUUAUAGCAAAAAUCCAC
Acanthoscelides obtectus is the source of this 1392-nucleotide messenger RNA. The record is from the annotation of a GenBank genome assembly. Lineage: Eukaryota; Metazoa; Arthropoda; Insecta; Coleoptera; Chrysomelidae.